AUGGAGCUGAUGCCCCUUUUCAGAGAUACCGGUCAGCUCAGUGCCAGACUCGGGUAUAUAUGGAUUGAUACACUUUGCACCAUUGUCCAGAACGAUAAUGAAGACUGGGAGAAAGAGUCUGCAAAAAUGGCGGAUUACUAUCAGAACCCGUGGCUCACAUCUCAGCGAUCUCUGUCAGUGGAUGGUGGGCUUUUCGGGGAUAUUCCCAGCGAAAGUAUCCCGCGGAUAACGCGGCUACCUUACAGAGAUGAAGAUGGAGUUCAGCAUGGAUACUUCCAUGUCCAUCAGAGUUCGCUGCUGAGCCGAGGUUGGGUAUGCCAGGAGUGGCUGCUUAGCCGUCGAAUUUUGUCAUUUUCGAGGACAGUGCUGUUUGUCCAAUGCCAGACAGAGUCUCCCAGAGGUCUUCUUGGUGACUCGGUAAAUGGCACGGCACAAUAUGGCUCUACUGGCAUUUCGAUACGAGGAAUUGAUACUUUGAGCUCAUCUACAAUUCUCGAGUCAUGGUUUGCGGUUGUUGAGGUUUAUUCAGGGCUGGAACUCAAAAUCCUGGGAGAAGAUCGAUUGAUUGCUUUAGCAGGCGUGGCAAAGGAAUUAGGCCUUGCUAUGGAAAGAGAAGAAGAGAAAGAACGUCCAGAAAAUUGA
Messenger RNA from Clonostachys rhizophaga, 642 nucleotides. NCBI's taxonomy places the organism in Eukaryota, Fungi, Ascomycota, Sordariomycetes, Hypocreales, Bionectriaceae. The record is from the annotation of a GenBank genome assembly.